GUGACCUUGAGCAGAACUCCCAACUGUCCCUAUUUGAGAGGGACAGACCCUUCUUCUGAGCUCUGUCCCUCUGAUAUAACUAUAUGUCGGAAUAUGCAGAAUUCCACUUAACCCCACCCACAAACCACAUAUACACACCCAUGGACCACCCAGACACACUCAUGAUCCCGCCCACUAUCUAACCAUGUUCCCCCUCCCAACACGACCCCGUCCACAAAUACUGAGAUCUAUGCUAUCUGCUAGUGACUUCCUCUAAUUAUACAGUAGUACUUACACUCUAACGCUCUUGCCCUGCAGGUUUCAGAAGCAUGUGCACACCUACCGUAUCCUGCCCGAUGAGGAAGACUACUUGGCCGUGCAGACCUCUCUGGGAGUCCAGGUGCGACGCUUCAAGACUCUGGGAGACCUGAUUGCUCUAUACCUGCAGCCAAACCAGGGCAUGGUGUGCACUCUGCUCUACCCAGUGGAAAGAGAGAAGGAGAAGGAAACUGCAGAGGACAGAGACUACUCAGAUGGGGAAGAUGAGAAGCCCCCUCUGCCGCCGCGCUCUGCUUCUGCCAGUUUCUCUGGAAGCUCUGGACAGAGUCUGGUACCCUGCGGGCAGGAUGCCAACACCACCGAGAGUUCCACCAACGGGCUCAGCACGGUGUCUCGUGAGUACCUCAAAGGGGACUAUGCGUUAGAUCUGGAAGCUGUAAAGUCUGGAGCCACCAGCUUGCCCCACCUCAACAAGACUCUAGUGACGUCCUGCAAAAAACUACAUGGGGAGGUCGAUAAAGUAUUAUCUGGACUGGAGAUUCUCUCAAAAGUCUUUGACCAGCAAAGUUCCCCCAUGGUGUCAAAGAUACUCCAACAGCACUUUGAUGCUGAAGGGGAAACCCCAUCUAUAAGGAAUCUUUAG
This is a messenger RNA of Bombina bombina (fire-bellied toad), 901 nucleotides long. Its product is annotated as phosphatidylinositol 3,4,5-trisphosphate 5-phosphatase 2-like. Lineage: Eukaryota; Metazoa; Chordata; Amphibia; Anura; Bombinatoridae. The transcript has 6 exons. The record is from RefSeq and is a predicted model, not a curated record. The coding region runs from base 440 to 901 and encodes 153 amino acids.